Parastagonospora nodorum SN15 is the source of this 312-nucleotide messenger RNA. RefSeq lists its product as hypothetical. The transcript is spliced from 2 exons. NCBI's taxonomy places the organism in Eukaryota, Fungi, Ascomycota, Dothideomycetes, Pleosporales, Phaeosphaeriaceae. The record is from RefSeq and is a predicted model, not a curated record. The coding region runs from base 1 to 312 and encodes 103 amino acids.
AUGUCUUCGAUCGUCUCCGCUCUCUCCGACCUCGUCUCGUCCAUGGUCGAGGUCGUCUGGUCCUUCUUCACCACUGCUCUCCACCUGGUCGAAAACACGGCCCAGUUCGCAGCCAAAUUCGCGACUGAGAUUGUCGAGCUAGUCAUCAACUUCUUCAAAGGACUGGUCGACCUUGCUGGAGGCAUUGUCUCCUUCCUCGUCGCAGGCAACGUCAUCAUGCUCGCAGUCCUCGCCGCGGCCUUCUUCGGCUUCCUCCAGUAUCAGCGCAGCCAGGGUCGUCCAGUGCAGGUCGGCAACAAGAAGCUGAACUAA